GGGACUCUGGUGGGCUUGCUGCAGGGGCUUCCUGGUCCUCUGAGGCUGACAUUGAAGUUCAUUCUGUCAAACUCAGGAACGAUGAUUGGGAAGCAUGGAGAUCCAAGAAAAACAACUACAAAAUUAAUAUCCUAGAAGAACUCGGGAAGAAAAUGAGUGAUACUCCACCCAGAAUGGAAUUGUGUCCUUAUUGUAAGAAGCCGUUUAAACAAUUAAAAUCCCACUUGCAAUACUGUAAGAUGGCAGGACCAGCCACAUCUGCUGAUAGAAAGGCUUAUGAGUCCAACCCAGGUACACUCCCACGUGCUAAAAAAUUGAAAGGGCCAAUCAAAGAUUUAAUGAAAGCUAAACGGCUGGAGUUAGAGACAGAAAGUGAGAAAAGAAAUUCUAAAUUGAUAAUGGACAAACCAGAACAGACAGUUCAGUCCUUUCCACUACCAGCUGCUGGUUUGGAAAGAUCAGGUACUACAGAGGCAGAAAAAGACAUCAAGAAUCAAAUUCAGCUCUCCUCCAAAAUGUUAAAAAAGUCUGAAACAAAGACUACUUUCCAAGGAGAAACCAAGGGUCACUUUUAUUCACCAGAGAAUACCUCUCCUAAGAGAGAACUUGCCAGAGAUUUGCCUAAAUCAGUGGAAAGCAGAUGUAAUCCUUCAGAAACUGAAGCAUCUUUACUGGUUGGCUCAAUGGAACUUUCUUUGUCAAAUCAAGAAAGAAAAUAUUCCUCAGCCAUACCUAAUAGUGUACAAACCACUUCUGAUCUAAAAUUGGACAAAAUUAAUCCCCAAAGACAGGAGCUUCUAGUAAAAUUACUAGAUGUGCCUAUUGGUGACAAUUACGUUUCUCCAAAGAAUCUGAGUGAUGAAGUUAAAAGAGUAAGAACAUCGUUGUUGAACAACGAGAGAGAUUCCAAAGGCAAGAAUCACCUCUCAGGAACCUCUACUGAUGUUAAAGACACUGAGACUCAGGAAAAGGACAUAGAAUCACUAAUGUUAAGUCUUAAAAUUAGCUCAUUAGGUAACAUCCGUGUCAUGGAGAACCAAGAAAAAGGACUUAGCCUUGGAGUAGAGAUGUGUGGGAGGAAAGGAAAUGUAGAGAAAAGUGCCUCUGAGACAGAAAUGGAGAAGUGGACUGCCAUCAGCAGUGGCUCUGAGAAUUUCAAAACUGACGAUUCAGCCACAGAGAAGAAAUCUGAAGGUGGAGGACAUUUAAAUUUGUACAUUCCAAGGGAGACAUCUUACAAUGAAUUUUUUUCUGUGUCACAGGCAAGUAGUCAAAAAAGUCUUGCCUCUCUGGCUACACAAUUUAUUCAAGAAGAAAAAGCAGAAGCCAGUGUUCAUAAUCAAGUCCCUGCUAUAAAGGCCUUAAUGGAGAAUAAGGAGCAAGUUUCUCUGGAGCCCAAAUCUGGCUGUCAGUUUCACGAAUUGCACGUUGGAUAUCAACAACCUUUACAUUCAGCCCUGCAUCACACAUCUAAGGGCCCCUUCCUCAAUCAUGUUGCGACUGCUGAUAGAAAGAUACCCAGUUCCAUGGGGCUGGAGUGGUUUCCAGAGCUCUAUCCUGGUUAUCUUGGACUAGGGGUGUUGCCAGGGAAGCCUCAGUAUUGGCAUGAAGUGGCCCAGAAGCCACAGCUCACCAGUCCCCAGAGGGAAAGACUCUCACAAGUUCCUUUGUUGGAAAGAAGCUCGACUGAUAUAAGGAGUAUGGAAUUCCCGACCUGGCUUACAACCUCCAACUUCUCUCUAAGGAGGCUUUUGGAAGCUGUACACAAAGGCUGGCUGAGGUGCAACAACACCUUCAGGAAGAGCGGGGUCAGCAGCAUCACGAUGCUCUUCACGGGGUACUUCAUCCUGUGCUGCAGCUGGAGUUUCAGGCAUCUGAAGCUGCAACGCUGGCGGAAGUAGUGUUGGCCUGGAUGUCACUUGGAAAACUGUAAGAGGCGUGCGGUGAAGACAACUGCAGCACAUACCUAACAGUGUAAAGUUGUGUUAGGGAAAGGGAGUGAACAGAAUG
Messenger RNA from Nycticebus coucang (slow loris), 2010 nucleotides. RefSeq lists its product as uncharacterized. The transcript has a single exon. The record is from RefSeq and is a predicted model, not a curated record. Lineage: Eukaryota; Metazoa; Chordata; Mammalia; Primates; Lorisidae. The coding region runs from base 153 to 1901 and encodes 582 amino acids.